Messenger RNA from Owenia fusiformis, 1786 nucleotides. The record is from the annotation of a GenBank genome assembly. NCBI's taxonomy places the organism in Eukaryota, Metazoa, Annelida, Polychaeta, Sabellida, Oweniidae.
AGAUUUACGUUUGAAUGGCAAAAUUCUAAAAUAACUUGGUCCAAGAAUUGAUCGAUAAUUGAUCGAUCGAUGAUCGUAGUGAAAAUCGGAGCAAAUGUGACCAAGGCAUUACUAGUCAUUUCUCAGGAGCAAAACACCCGCAACAGUAUGAUAAUAAAAAAUCAUCCUCAACUCCAGAAGUAUAUUUCGUUGAGUAUCGGGAUACUUGGAUGGUUCAUGGGAGGCAUUGUGUUUGGAUUUAAUGCAUAUGCGAUUGCCCUGAAAAAGACAUUCAACUACACUCAGACUGAACUGGAAUACAUAGCUUCAAGUGGAGACUUGGGAAUGUGUUUAUCAUUCCCGCCAGGUAUGCUCUUCGACACUUUUGGGCCUAGAGUUACAAAUAUUGCGUCAUUUAUUCUCACGACGAUGGGCUUCGCACUUAUGUGGUUGGCAACAGAAUACAGGAUAUUCUUCUCAUCGAACAACUGGCUUUUAUGCAUCAUUUACUUUUUAGCCUCAGAAGGAACUAUGUUCAUCAUUAUAGCGACGUCCGUGGUUAACUGCGAAAACUUUGACCGAAAACAUAGAGGCAAGGUUCUCGGGCUACUUAAUAUCAUAUACGGCGUUAGUCCAGCGAUAUUCAGCGCCCUCUAUGAAGCAUUGUAUAUACAAGGGCAUAUUGAAGAUCCGGAAAAUCAAAAGUUGGGAGAAUUUAUGAUUACGCUUGCCGUACUUUCAGCGUGUAUAAAUUUAUAUGCAGUUGUAAUGCUAGAGACAGUCCAAAAGGAAACAGAUAAACCUGGUGAUGUUGAACUAUCCCGACUGUGCAGAACAAAUCAAAAUGGAGAACAAGCUAAUUAUGGAACAGAAUAUGAACUCAACAAGUUUCCAUUAGAAACAAAAGAGGAAAUCAACGACAGAACCACACUCGUUCAAAAGAAAACAACAAAGCAAUUGGAUAUGAAAAGUUGGGAAAUUAUUCAAACUCCCGAGUUUUAUUUCAUUUGGUUAACGUGCUUACUCAUAGGUGGAGCUGGCGGUACAUGCACAAAUAAUAUCACAACUGUUGUAAAAUCCGCAAAGUUUGAUACCAAAACAACACUAUUCACAGUCAUUAUACCAAUUUCUGCAUUAUUGACGCGAUUUCUUGGUGGGGCUAUACCAGACUACGUCUUUCAGAAAUGGCCAGACAUUCCAAAAUCUUCAAUUUUGUUAUUUCCAUGCAUUAUAUCAUGUAUUGGUCAAUUAUGUUUUACAUUUUUUAACCAAAGUUACAUUGGCUUGAUUUUGUCCUCUGUACUGAUGUCUCUAGCAUAUGGGUCAUUCUACCCACAAAUCAAUAUACUCACUAUAGAAUAUUUCGGCCUGAAAUACUUUGGGCAGAACAGCGGUCUGAUUGUAAUGGGUCAUGGAAUCGGGAUAGUCGUAUUUCAAAAGCUUUUUGCAUUAAACUAUGAAACACAUAGUCCAACUGAAUCAUCUGAUUGUUAUGGAGAAAUGUGUACCAAGUGGUAUUUUCUCCUGAUGGCAAUAUUGUGUUCUUGUGCAAUUUUUAUAACUCUCUGUCUGAUGAAAAUAGAAAAAGAUGAACGACUUCAACACGAGGCUACAAUGAACGCCUAGUAUUUGAGUAUGUACUGAACAUUUAUACUAUAUGAACCAAAAUGUUGGUGCUUUGUACUUCAUUCUCAUAUUUACGAACACCUUGUUUUUGUACUGUACCUUAAUAUUCCCCGCAAUUACUUUACAACAAUAAAGGUAUAUAGCCUACACAUUACCUGUACAAAGGCAUAUAUAUAUAGAA